This is a messenger RNA of Hyphopichia burtonii NRRL Y-1933, 1605 nucleotides long. RefSeq names its product allantoate permease. Gene Ontology annotation, molecular function: dipeptide transmembrane transporter activity; allantoate transmembrane transporter activity. Bases 1 to 1605 code for a protein of 534 amino acids. Gene Ontology annotation, cellular component: plasma membrane. Lineage: Eukaryota; Fungi; Ascomycota; Pichiomycetes; Serinales; Debaryomycetaceae. Gene Ontology annotation, biological process: dipeptide transport; tripeptide transport; transmembrane transport. The transcript has a single exon. The record is from RefSeq and is a predicted model, not a curated record.
AUGCUGGUAGAUAAAAAUACGACGGAUGAAAAAUUGAACACCGUUAUUUCGUUUACUGAUACUGACAUCGAUAAACAAAAUGCAGCUAAUGUUAUUACUUCAAUUAUAUCUCCUUCUGGUAAGGAAGUGAAGGUCACUGGAGAUGUUGAUGAGGCAAUGAAAUAUGCCAUUAGAAACACUGAAGAACAUAUUGAAUUAGAUCCAAAAGCUUCAAGAAGACUUUUUUACAAAUUAAAUAUUUGUCUUUUACCAUUAAUUUGUUUACUAUAUUGUUUCCAGUUUAUGGAUAAAUUAUCUAAUUCUUAUGCAAGUAUCUUGGGUUUAAGAGAUCCUAAGAUUGGUUUAAAUAUGGUUGGUGAUCAAUAUUCUUGGACUGGUUCCGCUUUUUAUCUUGGUUACCUUUUUUUUGAAUUUCCAACUUCUUUACUUUUACAAAGAUUCCCAGUGAUCACUACGACUUCUAUAUUUAUUAUUAUAUGGGGGUUUGUUUUGGCAAUGGGUCUGGUUUGUGGUUCUCACGGUUCUCAAUCUGGUUAUGCUGGUUUCAUUUUCAUUCGUACUAUUCAAGGUGGUCUUGAAAGUAUUAUUACUCCAGCUUUUACUUUAUAUACUGGGUUUUGGUAUAAAAAAGACGAAGUUUUUUUGAUUACUUCUUUAUGGUUUGCUUCGAAUGGGUUAGGUACUAUUUUAGGUAGUGGUGCAGUUGCCCAUAGUGUUUUUCAACAUCGUGAAAGUUAUGAUCUAGCUCCAUGGAAAUUGGUCUUUAUAAUUACUGGGGUUUUAACUAUUGGUUUGGGUAUUGCAAUGUUUUUCUACUUACCAAAUACUCCUGCUCAAGCUUGGUUUUUAAAUGACGAAGAAAAAAAAAUGGUUGUUGAAAGACUUAGAGAAACUAAUCAAGGUUUUGGUAAUAAACAUUUCAAAAUUCAUCAAUUCAAAGAAGCUUUUCUUGAUGUUAAAACUUGGUUAUUUUUCAUUUUUGCCUUUUGUAAUAAUAUUCCAAAUGGUGGUCUUACUAAUUUUGGUUCGAUUCUUUUAAAUGAAGAUUUAGAUUAUUCAACUGGUAAAGCUUUAUUGAUGCAAAUGCCUCUGGGAGCUGUUGAAAUUGUCGGGUGUGUUUUAUUUGCUUAUUGUUACAAAUUUUAUCAAAAAAGAUUAUUUUGGGCAACUUUGGGUACUGCAAUUACCCUUGCAUCCCAAUGUAUGUUGGCUUUCCUGAAAAAUAAUAAGGUUCAAUUAGCUGGUUAUACUCUUUACUCUCUUGGUCCAAUCGGAUUUAUUUGUGUUUUGUCUUGUAUUGGUUCAAACGUCUUGGGUACUACCAAAAAACAAACUACUAACGCUAUUUAUUUAAUUUCUUACUGUGUUGGUAAUUUAGUCGGUCCCCAAACUUUUAAAGCUAGUGAAAGUCCCGACUAUCCAUCAGCAAAAUUAGCAAUUGUUAUUUGUGGUGCCAUCAGUUUGGUCACCUUAAUCGUUCUUUGGGUUUAUCUUGAAUGGGAAAAUAAAAGAAGAGAUAAAAACCAAACUGAAUUACACAUAGAAAAUAUCGAAUUUGCUGAUUUGACCGAUAAAGAAAAUCCAUACUUUAGAUACGUUAUAUAA